This is a messenger RNA of Nicotiana attenuata, 1122 nucleotides long. RefSeq names its product glutaredoxin-C13-like. The transcript has a single exon. Gene Ontology annotation, cellular component: cytoplasm; nucleus. The record is from RefSeq and is a predicted model, not a curated record. Lineage: Eukaryota; Viridiplantae; Streptophyta; Magnoliopsida; Solanales; Solanaceae. The coding region runs from base 549 to 851 and encodes 100 amino acids.
UCCACUUUCAUAGUUACUAAUUAAAUGUUCCAUUUUACUCUUUUAUAAAUAGUGUAGCAAUGAAAACUCUCCAUUUCCAAGCAAACCUCUAAGAAAUUAACCCUAAUAUUUGUCAGUCUUUUUUCUUGCUCUUUGUUUCUCCUUCAUCUCUUCUAGCAUCAAAUUAUCAACCAUCGGAUCGAUGUUCAAGUUCAAUUGAACUUAGAUCCGAUGGUAUACUAGAGUACUUUUAUUUACCCUUAUUUUUCAUUAAGUUCCCAGAUACCUGAAUUUCAAAUAUAGCUCGUAACAAUCUAUCUUCUAGCUACUAAGCUUUUAAACUGCACUGCUAGUAGAACUGAAAGCUUAUUGCAACCAAUAUAAAUAGCAAUUGAGAGUCAGACAGUCUGAUUCCACUUAGUGGUAAAUUCAACCAAACAAAGAAAGGAACCCUAGUUUUUGAAAAACUACCCCUACCGCCUUUUUUUUAAUCGAAUUUCAUCGUACUACAACUCUCGUUGUUAUCCCAAGGGCAUAAGGCGAAUCUUUCACGACCUAAUUAUCAAGAAAUGGACAAAGUACAACGUAUGGCGUCAGAGCACGGGGUAGUGAUCUUCAGCAAGAGUACAUGUUGUUUAUGUUACGCGGUUACUAUACUAUUUCGAGAUCUUGGUGUUGAUCCAUAUGUUCAUGAACUUGAUCAUGAUUCUGAGGGAAAAGAUAUGGAGAAAGCUCUUAUGAGAAUGGGUUGUAAUGCCUCAGUUCCAGCAGUUUUCAUAGGGGGAAAAUUAGUAGGAUCUACUAAUGAAGUUAUGUCUCUUCACCUAAAAGGCUCCCUAAUUCAACUUCUCAAGCCUUAUCUUCCUGAUUAAAACAAUUAAAUUGAGAGUUGAAGAGUGAAAAUAUAUAAUCUCCCUUUAAGGGAAUUAAGAAAAGAAAGUCUAUGGGUAGUAUGAAUUAGGAAGAAUAUUAAGAAAUAGAUUAAGGAAAUUAGCAAGAAACAAAUAAAAGUUCUUGGCAAGAUCGACAGACACUAGUCAUGUAGAUCAUGGUCAUUAUAGUAUAUCAAUGUUGUAAUAGCUAGUAGUUGUUAUUAUAUGUACUUUGUGAGAUAUUAAUUGAUCCUAAUUAGUCAUUUGAUUA